ACUGAUGUACUUGUACAGUGGAUAGUGUACCGUUUGCAUGUGAAUGUGUACUCGCUCUUAAAUGGUAGUGAAUAUGAGGGAUUUAUCCCGCUUCUAAGUGAUUUUUGUGUUCAUGCUUGAAGUGUGAGUGAUUCAAUGGUGGUAAAAUGGAGGUUACAGAGACCGAGGAAAUAAACCUGACGCCACAGGAGCUGCAAGUUCUUUCAGAGCUUGACAGCCGUCAGUUUGGCUUUGUGAAAUUGAACGAGGCAGGGAACAGCCGGAAGCGUGCUCUCGUGCUGAAAGCUGUCCGCUACCUCGAGUCCCUGAUUAUCCAGGCUAACAACAACAAGAACAACAACAACAAUAACAACAACGAUGGCGUGGAGUCCGAUUCGAUCAGCCCCAAGAAGCCCCCGUCUUCGUCGCCUCCUUCCAUCAAGCAGGAGACGACGGACCUCUUCAGCCCCAAUACCACCUCCUCCACCACCCCCUCCAGCGUCCCCCCCUCUCAGACCACAACGGACAUUACUCUGUUGGAGGAGAGCUUCGGGGAUGUCGAGGACUGCAUCAACCCCAACAACGGCAAUAACAACAACAACAACAACAACAAUAAUAAUAAUGACAACGCCCCCUCCACGACGCACAACACGGCUGAUAACAGCCUUAGCAUCGAGCCCAAGACUUACUGUAAACUCGGGCAUCUUCAUCUACUCCUGGAGGAUUACCCCAAGGCCAUGUCGGCAUACCAGAAGUACUACAAUCUGCGCCCCAACGACUACUGGAAGGAUGCCACCUUCCUCUACGGGCAGGGACUCGUCUAUUUCCAUUUCAACGCCUUUCAGUGCCAGCUCGAUUCCUCCUCCUCCAUAACCUCUUGUUCUACCACCACCUCCUCCCUCGGGGUUGAUGAUGUUAACCGACCUAAGCAACUGCCGAUACCCGCCCUCAACAAGGCUGUGAAGGCAUUUCAGCAAGUUUUGUACAUUGAACCAGGGUUCAGCCGAGCCAAUGAAGUUCAUAUUCGUUUGGGUUUGAUGUUCAAAGUUCAGAGUGAUUAUGAAUCCUCACUGAAACACUUCCAAUCAGCACUAAUUGAUGCAGGGCCUGCAUCUUUUUCUAAACUUGAAAUUCAGUUUCAUAUUGCUCAUCUUUACGAACUUCAAAACAAGCAUAAAGCAGCACGGGAAGCCUAUGAAAACCUUCUGAAAGAGCAAGAUAUCCCCAAUCACUUGCGAGCUGACAUACAACGUCAGUUAGGAUGGAUGUACCAUACUGUUGAUAGCCUAGGGGAGAAGUCUAGCCGAGAAAUAACAGCAGUUCAGUUGUUACAGAAGUCUAUCGAAGCCGAUCCCAAGAGUGGCCAAAGUCUUUACUUGCUUGGUCGAUGCUAUUCUGCCCUUGGGAGAGUUCAUGAUGCCUUUAUUGCUUACAGAAAUUCUGUAGACAAGUGUGAGGGCAAUGCUGACACAUGGUGUUCUAUAGGAGUACUGUAUCAGCAACAAAACCAACCAAUUGAUGCUUUACAAGCAUAUAUAUGUGCUGUGCAAUACGAUAAAGGCCACACAGCAGCUUGGACAAACCUUGGUAUUUUAUAUGAGACUUGCAAUCAACCUCGUGAUGCUCUGGCAUGUUAUAUGAAUGCAACACGUGGAAGCAAUAAGCCUCUAAAUCCAAAUCUCGCGCCUAGAAUUAAAUUUUUACAGCAGCAACUUGCUAAUGCUCCCAUGCCCAGUGUGACUAACAAGCCUCGGCAGCUGCUGAGCAUUGAGGAGGCCUGGAACCUACCUGUAACUACAGACAUGUCCAAUCGGCAGCAGCAACAGCAGCAGGGCCAGCAAAUUUCUGGACAGCAGCGGCAGGUAGGAGCUGCCACUAAUAACUUCCAGAAAUAUGGACAGCAGUUUAAUUCGACUGUGUCAGCUGGACCGCCACCACCUUAUCCUGCAAAUGAUGCAAAGCGUUUUAAGACUGACAUGCCUGGUGACCAGCAGAGGUCUCACUUCUACCUCAAUCAACAGCAGCUGCAAGUCUUGUAUUACCAACAACAGAACCAAGGAAACCUGACACCACAACAGCUUCAACAGCUACAAAACUAUCGACUCAUGCAGCAGCAGCAGCAGCAGCAGCAGCAUCAGAUGAAGAUGCAACAGCAGCAGCAAAUACAACAUCAGCCACAGCCCCAGCAGCAACCUCAACACCCAGUGCAGGCUCCCCAGCUAUCACCUAAUUUUGUUCAAGGUAGUCAGAUAAAUCGGCCUGGAGCCCCAGGAAUUCCAAGUUUCAAUCAACAGGCCAACAAUGGAGUGAAUAGGGGCUUUCCCAACCAAAGGUCUCAGACUCCAACUAGUAAUUAUAACCAAACUAACCAGACAUACUCCCAACCUUCUUCAACUGGUGGUUUUGUUAACCAGAAUCAGUCCUAUACCAAUGGUGGCGUGCCAACAACUUCAGCUGGCUAUGGUUAUAACAAUGGUUAUAGUAGCAAUAAUAUAAACGAUUCUUUACCAAAAGAUCUUAGUGGCAUUACCCCAGAAACUACUGUAAGUGACCAGGUCCUUCAAGAACUGAUCAGUCAAAAAGAAUUCACAACAUCACUAGCUGAGGAUUUGUUGAAUCGCUUGGCACAAGGAGAGGAUGUAAUUGAUGAAUUAGCGAAAGCAGGGGAUGUUGGCCCUGAAGUAGCACUGCCAAACACCCAGUUCUCAACUACAACGGCAACAUCUCCCUCAACUACGUCCACAGCUACAACUGUCUCUGCCCCUGCCAGUCUACAGCCAGGGGUUCCGUAUAUCAAGCAAGAAGUGCCUGACCAUAAGUUGCCUAAUCGAACUACUUUGACCGAUACAAAACCAAACUUAAGUACUGCUAGAAUAAACUUUGACAAAGAAAUCAAAGUUGAACCAACGUCAGAACCCGUAUUUUCUUUGAGCACAACCUCUUCAGAAAUUGUCACAGCCUGCAAAGGACAGGGAUUUAGUGCACGGAAUACUAGUAUGAUCUCAGAUAAACAAAUCCCACCUUUUCCGCCAGAUCCACCAAAAAUUAAGCUUACUAAAGAGCAACUUUUGCCUAAUACACCCUCUGUGCUACUAGAUAAUAAAAAGCUAGCUUUCUCACCACAGCUCCAAGAAUUUUGUCUGCAACAUCCUAUAGCUGUAGUACGUGGUCUAGCUUCAGCACUGAAGUUAGAUUUAGGGUUGUUUUCUACAAAAACUUUAGUUGAAGCCAACCCAGAGCAACCUGUGGAGGUCCGCACUCAGAUGAAACAGGACGCAGAUGAAAAUAUUGAUCCCCAGACAGAAGUCAAGAUCUGGAAUUGUGUGAGUCAUCGUUCCCACACGACCAUUGCGAGAUAUGCACAGUAUCAGGCUUCAAGUUUCCAAGAAAGUCUAAAGGAAGAGCAAGACCGUAUAGCAGCUGGGCAACCGAAAACAGAUGAUAGCAAAAAGAAAAAGCCUUAUAAAAUGAUAAAAUUCGGAACUAAUGUGGAUUUAUCAGAUGAAAAGAAGUGGCGUGCACAAUUAACUGAACUCACAAAGCUUCCAGCAUUUGCCAGAGUUGUUUCUGCUGGGAAUAUGUUAUCUCAUGUGGGUCAUUCCAUCCUUGGCAUGAACACUGUGCAGCUAUAUAUGAAGGUUCCUGGCUCAAGAACACCUGGUCAUCAAGAAAAUAACAAUUUCUGCUCCAUUAACAUUAACAUAGGACCUGGCGAUUGUGAAUGGUUUGGUGUUCCUGAUGCUUACUGGGGAGUAAUUGCAAAUCUUUGUGAGAAGAAUGGAACAAAUUACUUGCAUGGUUCAUGGUGGCCAGACUUGCAAGAACUAUAUGAUGAAAAUGUUCCUGUUUAUCGGUUCCAUCAGAAGCCUGGAGAUAUGGUGUGGGUUAAUUCAGGUUGUGUCCAUUGGGUACAAGCUGUAGGUUGGUGCAAUAAUAUAGCUUGGAAUGUAGGGCCUUUGACAGCUAGACAGUACUCGUUGGGUUUGGAGCGAUAUGAGUGGAACAAGUUUCAGCAGUAUAAAUCAAUUGUACCUUUAGUCCAUUUAACCUGGAACCUUGCAAGAAAUAUUAAGGUUUCAGAUCCAAAGCUCUUUGAGGCAAUCAAGGGCUGCCUUAUUCGAUCACUUCGUCAAGUAUGUCUGUCUUUAGAUUUUGUGAAGUUGUGUGGAUUAGAGACUAAGUUCCAUGGCAGAACACGUAACGAAGCAUCACAUUACUGUGGAAUCUGUGAGAUUGAGGUGUUUAAUGUUCUUUUUGUUAAAGAACAAGAAAGACGACAUGUGGUGCACUGCAUUGAUUGUGCACGACGACAGGCACCUCGUCUUGAGGGGUUUGUAGUACUUGAAGAAUACCAUCUAAAUGAUCUCGGCCAAGUUUAUGACAACUUUGUUCAACAUUCGGUGCAAGGCCAAAACACACCAGGUCAAGCUGCAACUCCUCCUCCUCCACCACCACCACCUACCUCCACAACUCCAACACCCAUCACGUGACCCUCCUCAGUCCUAGUAACCACUCCACUCUGUUCGUUUUGAAUGGGAUGGUUUCUAGUUGAAAGAUCUCUGUAAUUUUCAUUUGUGUACAUAGAAAGGACCUUAACAGGACCACUGUGAGUAACGAGCACCAUUUGUGUUAUCAAAUGGGCACUUAAAGACUCGCUAAUUAAUGUUAAGUUAAUGAUAAGAAUCUACGUCGUCACUGCCAGUGCACCUUCCAGAGGCCUUUUCUAUUGUUGACUGAUGAAGUCACUGUGGCCGUAUUUUUCACAACUUUUUAUUGGAAGUUACAUUUUGCAGUGGGAAAACAGGGCAUUAUAUUCAAUGCUAAUGUGACAGUAUAGUGAUCUUUUAUAUAUGUAUAUAGUCUAUACAUAGAAAGUCAAAAGGCACUGAAAAAAAAAAAUGCUUCAGUUGCUACUACUGUGAAGCAUAAUUUGAUCUCAUAAAACUCAAGGACACAGGGGAAGAGCAACACUAUGUGAAAGGGAUAUAUAUGGAUGUGUUAAUUGUAUUGUGAUGCAGUAUGAUGGUUUGUAAAUUGUGCCAGGACUAUAAUAGCUGUUGCAAGACCUACCAUGUUGUUUCCUUAAAUUGUAGUGGUUGCCAAGAAUGUUAACAGCCAGUGCUGCUGAAGUAGCUGUAGUUGGGGUAGCAACUGAUGAAUGUGGUUACCGGUACUACCCAGUCUUUUUAUUUAUUAUAGCCUUGCCUAAGUAUUCAUGUGUUUUUUCAGAGUUACUAGCCGAAUGGAAUUUGCUGUAGUUGUAGCUACAGGUGUGUAAAUGCAUAGUUUCCAAUCACUGCCACAAGAAGUGAGGGUUAUAUCUUUUGUGAUAAUUUCAACUGCCACAUAAUCUUUACCACUGAAAUCUCACUCUUGGAGCUUACCAAUUUAUUAAGAAGUUGUGGUCAGCAGUUCAUAUUCUAUUUAGUUGAGGUUUAGAUGUCUGAAUAUUUAUGCCACCAUUCUAUUCAAAUGUUAUUUUAUUUUCACUAUGUGGAGUCAGACAUUUGAAAAGGCUGAUGGCAUUUGCAAUGGGUUUGUAAUUUUGCCAUUCUCAUUGUUCAGGCUGUCACUCACACUCACGAACACCUGUAUCCUUCAUGCAUAUGCAGUAGGAAGGAUGUGGGUUGAUUAAAUUUUUUGCUAGUUGUCUGUUUUAUAUUUUACUAUUUGUUAAUUUUUAUUUUUUGUUGAUAAUGUUGAUUAUUCUGAAUUAUUCUGUUUUGUAAUUCAUAAAUUUGUUCAGCAUUUUGAAAUGUUAUUUUUCCUUUUACUGGCUCAUAUCAGGCAAAGUUGUGAACAGUAGCCCUUUUACACUACUGUUACGGAAUUCCUGGAGGAGCAUAAGGAAUGGCAAACAGAAUGCUCAAAAAUUGUACCUGAGAUGGGCGUGCCUCAUGAAUUUUAUAUGUUCCAUACUAAUGAUGUCUUAAAACACUGUUGAACGCAAGUCCUUACAAUGUCAUUGCUUUGCAUGUGGCAUUGGUACAUAAUGUGAGCUCUGAGAUGAGAGACAUCUUUUAACAAUAUCCACAUACCAAAAAGGCUGUGCUCCAAGGGCUGAUAGCUUGACAGGCACCUGAAGAUUGAUGGUUAGGAAGUUAGUCCCAAAGGCAUUACGUACCAUUACUUCUAUUUAUUGUUAUUGAAUAUUAAUUGCCUCAUUGAUGACCAACCAGGCAGAUAUUGAUGAUGCUGCUGCUGCCACAUCCUCCAUCAGUCCUCAGGUGUUGUUUUGCGACUCCAGUUCCCAACUUCCCUCUCCACCCCUCCCUCCCUCCCUCCCCCAGUAUGGAUUCAUCCAGAUUCUUCUUGCUUGUAUAAUAGUGUUUUCAUGUGACACAAAUCUAGUUUGUCUUCAGUAUUACGUGUAAAUUGUACAUUUUCUUAUAAAUCACCUUUUUUUCUUUUUGUAAAUUAUAUUUCAGAUAAUUAUUCAUAUGUUUUGCUGUGAUUAUUUCCUCAAAUUUGCAUGCAGCAGAGUAACUAUUACUUCCAAAUCUUGAAUGAAUGGAUAAAUAUAAGCUUUUAUUUAUGUUAUUUAAUGCUACAUAUGGAGUUGUAUCUAUAUGUAAUGUAAUUACGAAACCCUCAUUAAGGCCUAAUUUGUGUGAAUGAAAUGUCCUUUUGCUCGAGAUGAGCAAUUACGUAAUUGUAUAAAUAGGGAAGGUUUUUCUUUGAUUUAAUCCUUGUUCUUUUUUUGUUCAUUGCAAAAAACGUAGUUUGAGGUGUGGGUGGAGUGGAACAUUAUUUUAGUAUGUAGGGGAGGGGGGCUGCAAAUAUAUAAAAGAUACUUUACAUUUUUGAUAGUUUGCAUUGCAAUUCAUAUCACCCUUUUUCAUUAAAAUUCAUAUCAGUCACAAUUGCAACAUAAUUGGUUGAUUUUGAGCAUUUCCGCUCACACCUGUUUCAGGGAUCUGUGUUGACCAUGUGUCCACUAUUGUACAGUAUAAGUAUGCUAAAAUAAAGCCUAACUCACUGGA
Molecule: messenger RNA, 6962 nt
Organism: Macrobrachium nipponense
Lineage: Eukaryota; Metazoa; Arthropoda; Malacostraca; Decapoda; Palaemonidae
Gene: Utx
Product: histone demethylase UTY-like
Exons: 13
Coding region: 147-4469 (1440 amino acids)
Biological process (GO): regulation of gene expression
Cellular component (GO): MLL3/4 complex
Molecular function (GO): protein binding; RNA polymerase II cis-regulatory region sequence-specific DNA binding; chromatin DNA binding
Source: RefSeq, a predicted model, not a curated record